Molecule: messenger RNA, 1597 nt
Organism: Sycon ciliatum
Lineage: Eukaryota; Metazoa; Porifera; Calcarea; Leucosolenida; Sycettidae
Product: cAMP-dependent protein kinase type II-alpha regulatory subunit-like
Exons: 15
Coding region: 175-1116 (313 amino acids)
Biological process (GO): negative regulation of cAMP-dependent protein kinase activity
Cellular component (GO): cAMP-dependent protein kinase complex
Molecular function (GO): cAMP binding; protein kinase A catalytic subunit binding; cAMP-dependent protein kinase inhibitor activity
Source: RefSeq, a predicted model, not a curated record
AGCUGAUCAAAGCAGUGAUCAAACGGCGAACGGUCAUACCUUUCUACAAGUACUGUGCCUCCUGCACCCUACUCAGGACUCUGUUCUCUGUUGUGUUCAAGCACAAGUUCUUCAGAAUUUGUGCGAGUCCUUCUUCCUCUUUUCUCUUUGCUGAACCCGGGGACAAGUACAACGAUGUCUGACGAAGAGGAUAUUUCAGGCCCCCCUCCCUCGGCUAGAGGCCGUCGUCAGUCAGUUUGCGCUGAGCCUUUCAACCCUAACGCUGUUGAAGACGAGGACACACCAAAGGUUGUCAACCCCAAGACAGAUGAACAGCGUACUCGCCUUCAGAAUGCGCUCAAGAGGUUGUUCCUCUUCAAACGUCUUGACAUGGAGCAAACUAGUGAGGUUAUGGAUGCCAUGUUUGAGCGAAAGGUAACUGCAGAAGAGAAGGUCAUUGAACAAGGCGACGAUGGCGAUAACUUUUAUGUCAUUGAUGGUGGAAAAUUUGAUAUUUUCGUCAAUGAAAAGAAUGUCGGCUCUUACAAUGAAGAGGGUAGCUUUGGUGAGCUCGCACUCAUGUACAAUACGCCGCGUGCUGCCUCUAUUGUUGCUACUACUGACGCCACCAUCUGGGGAUUGGACAGAGCAACGUUCCGUAGGAUUAUGCUUGUAGCGGCUUUCAAGAAGCGCAAGAUGUACGAGGAGUUCUUAGAGACUGUUCCCAUAUUCUCUUCGUUAGAGCGUUACGAGCGUAUGACUCUCGCCGAUGGUCUCUACUCGGAAAAGUUCUCUGAUGGGGCUACGAUCAUUACACAGGGUGAGGAAGCAGAUAAAUUCUACCUUGUUGAGAGAGGAGAAGUGUCCAUCAAGAUGCAGAAGGACGAUGAUGUCAAGGAGGUUGCCCACUUACAGAAGGGCGGAUACUUCGGAGAACUUGCGUUGGUAACGAAAAAGGAGCGUGCUGCUUCUGCUUAUGCAGUCGGCGAUGUCACCCUAGCGUGCUUGGAUGUUGGAGCAUUUGAGCGUCUCCUUGGUCCAUGUAUGGAUAUCAUGAAGCGCAACUUCACCAAUUACGAGGAGCAACUGGUCAAGAUCUUUGGUACGUCCCUCAACCUGACCGAUGUGCGUACAUGAGCAUGACAUAUUGCGUUGAUAGAUAGAUUGAUUUCAUCAACGUACCCUUCAUCAUCAUCAUCAUCAUCUUCAUCAUUAUCUACACCGCCCAACCCUCCACAUAUAAUUGCUGCAUAUGCGGCGUGCCCUGUUUGGCUGGUCCGUUUCACCUGUGUAUGUUUUAGGCAUACAAUGCAAAUCGAGUAAGUAAGUAGUAUUGAUAGUAGUAGUAGUUGUGGUAUGAAAUUUUUAGACCCAUUGCCGAAAAGGUUGGGCGCUGCUGUUAUGUUCUUUUUCUUCCGGUUUGUCCUGUGCACUAUAUGGUAUAGGCGUAUUCAGUGUUUUACCGUCCCGAUUGUGUGAGUGUGCGAGUUCUGUGUGUGUUUGUGUGUGUCCGUGCGUGCGCGUGCGUAUAUGUCUCCAUGCUUUUCUGCUUUUGCUACUUGCUUCUUUCCCAUAAUUUUUGUUGUGCGAAAAUAAACAUGAGAAAUGUCUGCUGUAA